AUGGCGGGACAAGAAGACAUGCUGGACUUGUGGUUCAACGUGGACAUCCGCGGAGAAGCCCCUGCUGUUCAGUACGAAGGCAGCGUGCGGGGCCAAGUGCUGUACCCGCCGUCUUCGCGUGCGAAGGCGCAGAGUGCUGCUGCUGCUGCUGCUGCUGCUGCUGCUGCUGCAGUGCUGUUUGCCGUGCUGACGUGCUACUUGCUGCGGCGCAAGCGGCUGCGCAGCCGCAGCAGCAGCAGCAGCAGCGAGCCCGAGGAGUUCAACUCCGACUCCGAAGGAGAGUUGAAUUCAAAUUAUGAUGAAGACAGUUCAGAAGAAGAAGAAGAUGAAGAAGAUUUAGAUGCAGAUGAAGAAGCAGAGGAGUCCAGCGGCGAGUUCGGAGAUUGGGAUCUUCCCAAGAAGCUCCGAGACGCGAAGCCGCAGCAGCAGCAGGACUUCGAGCUGCCGCCAAACGUGGUCCAGUGGUCACGGCGCUGGAAAGACGGCUCUGCUGCUCAACCUGCUGCUGCUGCUGCUGCUGCUGCUGCUGCUGCUGCUGCUGCUUCUGGGUACAAUUCGCCCACUUCGUUCGCUGGCCCGGACACAGAGGCAAUGUUUGAGAAUAUAGUGGUUCACGGCGGAACAAUGGAGUUCAGAAGGCCAUCGAGCAGUCAGCCGGGGAAAUUCGACACCUUUCUGAUCACGGCAAUUCCUGACCCGUGGCUGCCCGAAGAGGAGCUGGCCUCGCACCCCCUGGCGCCGCUGCGGAAAGAGUUUUCUCCCGUGGCUGCUGGAUUUGUCGAAGAGGCUCUGCAGAAGGUGCCGGCGAGGGAGCUGGAGGAAGGCGAACACAACCCGUUCAAGGUGGUCACCCUUGAAGGCUACGGGAAGUUCCUGCUGCAGCUGGCCAGGGAAGAUCAGUACAGUGUCAUUUUAUGCCACCUUCCCACCGCGGAUGUCGCCGUUGUGUUGAACCAGCCUGAAGGUUUCGACGAAGCUAUUCCCAUUCUGACGGAAGACUUUGAAGAUUUGGACUCUUUCCGCAUGGAGCUGGAGACCGAAAUCGAAAGUCUGGUUCAACGAGCUGCCAGCCAACCCAACCCCUACAAAGUGCUCCGGCUGGGCCACAGGCCCGGCGUGCCAGCGACAACUGUCAUUUCGCUCUACGGUGAGAAGUCUGAGAGAGCUGCUGGCGACUGCGGGGAAAGCCUUGUAAAAAAUAAAACGGAGGCGGACCAUCUGGACGUCGAUGGCGAAGUGGGAUUCUGGGAGUUCAAGAAACGCCUGAGCGCCGCAGCGCUCACUGCAGCAGCUCUCCGCCGGGUGCAGGCCGCUGCAGCUUGUGCUUCUGUCAUGUCAGUUAUGUUCAAGUGCCGCAAAGGCCCUUGUUGCAGAGGAGAAGCAGAAAAGGCUUCGUUGGAGCUGCCUAUUAUGCACAGCGCCAUUUGCGGAGGCUGUGGGCUCUGCUUGUCCUGCUGCGGCGAGCCAGUGCAGAUAUGUGUACAGCUAGGAGAUGCGAAGAGUCUGCGGGGCACUUCUCGAUGGGUUUUGCUGAUGGCUUUUGCUGAUCGUUUCAGCCACAGAUCGCGGGUGAACGCCGUCAGAUCCUGGGCGGUGCUCGCCAGAUUGUCCGUGUAUGCACAAGACGCCAGUCUCAGCUGA
Eimeria necatrix is the source of this 1641-nucleotide messenger RNA. RefSeq lists its product as hypothetical. The record is from RefSeq and is a predicted model, not a curated record. NCBI's taxonomy places the organism in Eukaryota, Apicomplexa, Conoidasida, Eucoccidiorida, Eimeriidae. The transcript has 13 exons. Bases 1 to 1641 code for a protein of 546 amino acids.